CAUGUCCACAUCUCUCACUGCUGUAGGACUAGCCUGGGCUGCUCUAUCCAUGGUCGCUGCACUUCUGUGCUGCACAGGCUUCUAUUUGCCCUACUGGAUACAGGGUCGGCUGAUGGGUAAGGUGGACGCUUACUUCAGUUCCUUCAGGAGAUGCAACUACCCCAGAGUGACACCACAGGGGCUCAUAGAGAUCGUACAAGAGUGUGGCAGAUACUCAAGGUUCAUGGACAUUCCCAGUGGCUGGUGGCAAGUCAGCACAGUGCUGAUAGCAGCAGCUAGUGUGCUGAGUCUGCUGAUAGCAGUCACUACACUAGCAGCGUGUUGCAUAACCUACGUAGUUCAUGCUGGGACAGCGAGGGUAGCUGGCUGCAUACAGCUUAUUGCAGCUCUGUUGGUCUGUGGAGGAGGAGUUGCGUACCCUGCAGGAUGGGACAACAGGGAAGUUAGGGACUGUUGUGGACCUUUGUCUGGAAAAUACAGGAUAGGUUCCUGUCAGUUGUCCUGGAGUGUCUACCUCAUGUCUGCCGCUGUAGUUCUUCUCUUCCUCUGCUGCGUCCUCAGCUUCUGGUCCUCCAGAGUCACUCCUGGAUGUCUCCGGGUCUGAGUUUACAGCACGGGCAUGUUGGAUCCUGACUGACGACCCAACACGUCCGUGCUUUUUGGAAAACCAUACACAUUUGUGUAGCUAGAUUAUAUAUUAUGUUCGUACAAUCCUAUUUUAUUUAACUUGAGAUGUGGCAAACUUUUUCCGAAACUUUAGUGCUUUCUUCCCUUAUACAUACAUAGUCUAUGGAGAAAGUAUUGUUUUCGUAAAGAUUUUCGAGUCCAAUUUUGACCAAACUUCGUAUUUGGAGCUAAUCUAUGGUAUC
Macrosteles quadrilineatus (aster leafhopper) is the source of this 869-nucleotide messenger RNA. Its product is annotated as LHFPL tetraspan subfamily member 6 protein-like. Bases 2 to 604 code for a protein of 200 amino acids. NCBI's taxonomy places the organism in Eukaryota, Metazoa, Arthropoda, Insecta, Hemiptera, Cicadellidae. The record is from RefSeq and is a predicted model, not a curated record. Gene Ontology annotation, cellular component: membrane. The transcript is spliced from 5 exons.